Messenger RNA from Sclerotinia borealis F-4128, 2106 nucleotides. NCBI's taxonomy places the organism in Eukaryota, Fungi, Ascomycota, Leotiomycetes, Helotiales, Sclerotiniaceae. The record is from the annotation of a GenBank genome assembly.
AUGGAUGCGCUUAUGAGUGGGAUGAGUGGUGGGAUGGAUAUGGCUUCGAAUAGUAUGUUUAGGACUUAUAAUCAGAAGUUGGCGUUGGGGUAUUGGUAUAUUAUUGCGGGAUUUGUGGGUGCGGUACUAUUGUGUAGGGGGUUUGAGAUGUGGAGGGAUUGGGAUAGACUUCGGAGAAGCCAGACAAUAUCUCUAAAAUAUCCAACCAAACCUAGUAACCGGCUUCAGGAGAUGUACGCCACAAUUACCGCCAUAUUUCGAGAAAUAUCAUAUCCCCAGAUUCACAUCUCAACUCCUUAUCUCUCAUGGCUAUCUCCUCCCUCGUCAGGUCGUACGAUCCUUCUCCUUUGCUAUUGGGCAAUCCUAAUCUUCAUGAUGACAUACAACGUCACUAUAAACGACGCAUACUACUACGAACGCAUUGGAUUUCGCGGCGCCUGGAUCUCGGUCACACAAGUUCCGCUUAUUUAUCUACUUUCUUCAAAGUCGAAUGUCAUUGGAGCUUUGAUCGGAAGUUCUCACGAGAGACUGAACUGGUUUCAUCGUUGGGUUUCGAGGACUUUACUUCUUACCGUUACGGUUCACGGCGCCUUCUUCUUUCGGGAAUGGGUUCGAGCUGACUUUGUCGCUUUUGAGCUUAGUCUCAUGCCCAUGUUAAAAUAUGGGAUGGGCGCAUGGGGUCUCUUGCUUUGGACCACCUUAAGUUCCUUGAGUCCACUGAGAAGGAUGGCCUAUGAAGUCUUCGUGCUGCAACACAUUGCUUGCGCGGGAGUAUUUUUGUGGCUGUUGUACAUCCAUGUACCUGAGUACGCUAGGUAUAACAUAUGGUUUGCUAUAGCUGCUAUAUCAUCUGAUUGGAUUCUCAGAGGUAUCCUACUGGUUGUCAGAAAUUUCAGAGUGAAGGUCGUCGGAGCAGCUUGCAGAGGAAUGCAAAGGAUCGGCCACCAGGCAGAGUUACAAGCUUUGAGUGACGAUAUAACUAUAAUCAGUAUCAAGGAUGCACCCUUCACGUGGCAAGCAGGUCAACAUAUGUAUCUUUGGCUUCCGCGGCUUGGUCUACUUGAGACUCACCCUUUCACCAUUGCGAGUCCAUAUCAGACGUCGAAUAAGUGUCAUUGCAAUGAGAUCCAACUUGCAAUUCGGGCUCAGAAGGGAUUUUCGAGAAGGAUACAUAAUUAUGCAUCGAAGAUGCAACAACUCGAUAAGACGGCUGUUUUGACGGCAUUUGUAUCGGGUCCUUAUGGUGUACCUCCAAAUUGGAACUCUUACGAGACUAUUCUUCUCAUCUCCGCUUCCACUGGUGCAUCUUACACUCUCCCCAUCCUCGAAUCCAUUCUUCACAACCCUGCACCAACAUGUGUGCAGCAGAUUCAAUUCCUUCUUGUUGUCCGCGAACGCAGCCACAUCGAAUUUUACACGAAACGACUAGCAAGUGCCCUUAGCCUUGCCUCCAAGAAGGGUAUCCAACUAGUUGUGAAAAUUGCCGUAACAGGCGAUGACGGAGCAUCAAUGACCAGCUCCAAGAUCGAAGAAGGAAGAGCCGGAUAUCAAGCCAGAGACGAAGAGAAGGAAGAAGGAGAAACAAUCAUCAAAUCCAGUGCAUCUAGCUCUUCAUCCGAAUCAAGAGCAUGCUGUUGCAACCCACGAUCUAGCGGAACAGCAAACGACGACGAUGACCUAUCCAUCCGAAGUUCCAAACGCCAAUCCUACACCGAUGAAAAGAAAACCGACGACACAACCUCCUACAUCACCACGCAACAAAUCUCUCGCUCAUCAGGGGACUCCCCACAAUCCCAAUCCAAACCCGACACAAAUCGAUGUUGCUGCGCCCAGACCCCAAACCAAGAGAAACCCACAAAAGAAAAUUCACCGAGGAAAGGAAGAGAUAUGGAUAUCAUAUACACAACAGGCAGACCAGAUAUAAGACAAUAUAUCCGAGGACCAGUCGAAGUCACGGGGGGAGAAACGGCUAUUACGGUUUGUGGGGGCAAGAGUUUGGUGGCGAAGGUGAGGAAUGAGACGGCGGGGUUGAGUGAUGAGAGGGCGGUUCAUAAGGGGACGGGCGCGAAUGGCAUAUUUUUGCAUGUGGAGGAGUAUUGUUUUUGA